UAGUAGAGGAGGUGUAGUCUGUAGUAGAGGAUGUGUAGUCCGUAGUAGAGGAUGUGUAGUCUGUAGUAGAGGAUGUGUAGUCGUAGGAGAGGAUGUGUAGUCUGUAGGAGAGGAUGUGUAGUCCGUAGUAGAGGAGGUGUAGUCUGUAGGAGAGGAUGUGUAGUCUGUAGUAGAGGAUGUGUAGUCUGUAGUAGAGGAUGUGUAGUCUGUAGUAGAGGAGGUGUAGUCCGUAGUAGAGGAUGUGUAGUCCGUAGUAGAGGAUGUGUAGUCCGUAGUAGAGGAUGUGUAGUCCGUAGGAGAGGAUGUGUAGUCCGUAGUAGAGGAUGUGUAGUCCGUAGUAGAGGAGGUGUAGUCCGUAGGAGAGGAUGUGUAGUCUGUAGUAGAGGAUGUGUAGUCCGUAGUAGAGGAGGUGUAGUCCGUAGGAGAGGAUGUGUAGUCUGUAGUAGAGGAGGUGUAGUCCGUAGGAGAGGAGGUGUAGUCUGUAGUAGAGGAGGUGUAGUCUGUAGGAGAGGAUAUGUAGUCUGUAGGAGAGGAUGUGUAGUCUGUAGUAGAGGAGGUGUAGUCUGUAGGAGAGGAUGUGUAGUCUGUAGUAGAGGAGGUGUAGUCUGUAGGAGAGGAUGUGUAGUCUGUAGGAGAGGAGGUGUAGUCUGUAGGAGAGGAGGUGUAGUCUGUAGUAGAGGAUGUGUAGUCUGUAGGAGAGGAGGUGUAGUCUGUAGGAGAGGAGGUGUAGUCUGUAGUAGAGGAGAUGUAGUCUGUAGGAGAGGAUGUGUAGUCUGUAGGAGAGGAUGUGUAGUCUGUAGUAGAGGAGGUGUAGUCUAUAGUAGAGGAGGUGUAGUCUGUAGGAGAGGAGGUGUAGUCUGUAGGAGAGGAUGUGUAGUCUGUAGGAGAGGAGGUGUAGUCUGUAGUAGAGGAGGUGUAGUCUGUAGGAGAGGAGGUGUAGUCUGUAGGAGAGGAUGUGUAGUCUGUAGGAGAGGAGGUGUAGUCUGUAGGAGAGGAGGUGUAGUCUGUAGGAGAGGAGGUGUAGUCUGUAGUAGAGGAUGUGUAGUCUGUAGUAGAGGAUGUGUAGUCUGUAGUAGAGGAGGUGUAGUCUGUAGGAGAGGAGGUGUAGUCUGUAGGAGAGGAUGUGUAGUCUGUAGUAGAGGAUGUGUAGUCUGUAGUAGAGGAUGUGUAGUCUGUAGUAGAGGAGGUGUAGUCUGUAGGAGAGGAUGUGUAGUCUGUAGGAGAGGAUGUGUAGUCUGUAGGAGAGGAUGUGUAGUCUGUAGGAGAGGAUGUGUAGUCUGUAGGAGAGGAGGUGUAGUCUGUAGGAGAGGAUGUGUAGUCUGUAGUAGAGGAGGUGUAGUCUGUAGUAGAGGAGAUGUAGUCUGUAGUAGAGGAGGUGUAGUCUGUAGGAGAGGAUGUGUAGUCUGUAGGAGAGGAUGUGUAGUCUGUAGGAGAGGAUGUGUAGUCGUAUAGUCGUAGGAGAGGAUGUGUAGUCGUAGGAGAGGAGGUGUAGUCGUAUAGUCGUAGGAGAGGAUGU
Molecule: messenger RNA, 1516 nt
Organism: Sander lucioperca (pikeperch)
Lineage: Eukaryota; Metazoa; Chordata; Actinopteri; Perciformes; Percidae
Product: keratin-associated protein 5-1-like
Exons: 6
Coding region: 73-1452 (459 amino acids)
Source: RefSeq, a predicted model, not a curated record